AUGGGUGCCCUCGGGCGGAUUUACCGCAUUUCCUUUCUCGCCGUCAUUGGCGGCGCCCUCUUUGGCUUCGACAUAUCGUCCAUGUCGGCUAUCAUCUCGACGCAGCCGUACCUGUGUCAGUUCAAUGAACGGGGUCUCGAUGCCAAGGGCCGCUGUCUGGGCCCGUCCGCGACCACCCAGGGCGGCAUCACGGCCGCCAUGCCCGGUGGUUCAUUUGUCGGCGCUUUAGUGUCUGGCUGGUUGUCGGACCGCUUCGGCCGGAAGCGGUCCAUCCUGAUCGGGUCUCUAUUUUGGAUUCUGGGCUCCAUCCUGGUCUGCGCGUCAGUCAACAUUCCGAUGUUAAUUGUAGGCCGCUUCGUCAAUGGGUUCUCCGUCGGCAUCUGCUCGGCACAGGUCCCUGUGUACCUCACCGAGAUUGCUCCUCCCUCCGUGCGCGGCCGUCUCGUCGGGCUCCAACAGUGGGCGAUCACCUGGGGUAUCUUCGUCAUGUAUCUGAUUUGCUACGGCUGUGCUUUUGUCGAGGGCUCGGGGGCGUUCCGCAUCCCGUGGGCGCUCCAGAUGCUACCUGCUAUCGGUUUGUUUGGUGGCCUUCUACGCGAGCCCGAGUCUCCGCGCUGGCUGCUCAAGAAGGGCCGUGAAACCGAGGCCCAGAACACCCUGGCGCUUCUCCAUAGCAACGGGGACACUACCUCGCAUUUUGUGUCCACAGAAUUGCACCAAAUCAAGACAGCCGUCAGCCAGGAACAAGAGCACGCCGAUGCCAACUGGUCCGAGGUGUUUGCGCCCACUAUGAUCAAUCGUACUCUCAUCGGCAUCUUCACCCAAGUCUGGUCCCAGCUGACGGGCAUGAACGUGAUGAUGUACUACAUCACGUAUGUGUUCACCAUGGCCGGCAUUGACGACGUGCUCGGCUCCAGCGCUAUCGGCUUCAGCCUCAACGUCGUCAUGACGGUGCCCGCCCUUCUCUGGCUCGACGUUUGGGGCCGCCGGCCACCUCUCCUGAUCGGCUCCGCCCUGAUGUGCGUUUUCCUCACCGUCAACGCCGUGCUUCUUGCUGUAUUUAGCCGCACCCCACAACCCGGCGAGUUCACCUCGGCCUCCGAGUCCAUGGCGAUCAGCGGCGCGCCUGCCAAGGCCGUCAUUGCCUCAACCUGCUUGUUCGUGGCCAGCUACGCCCCAACUUGGGGCCCCGUAUCGUGGGUGUACCCCCCGGAGCUCUUCCCUCUCCGUCUCCGCAGCAAGGCUGUUGCGCUGGCCACCUCAGCCAACUGGGCCUUCAACUUUGCGCUCGCUUACUUCGUCCCCGUCGCGUUUGAGAACAUCACCUGGAAAACCUACGUCAUCUUUGCCGUCUUCUGCGCCGUCAUGCACCUGCAUGUCUUCUUCUUCUUCCCCGAGACGGCCAACAAGAACCUGGAGGAGGUCGCCGAAAUCUUUGACGGCGAACAGGACGGGGCUAUCAAGUACAUCGGCACGCCGGCCUGGAAGACACGGAAUGACCGGCACGCUAGGAUCAUCCGGGACUUCAUGUCAAGCGAUGAAUCGGAUAUUGCUGCGGGGCAAGCCAAGGCAUCGGAGGCGGUGUGA
Dichotomopilus funicola is the source of this 1587-nucleotide messenger RNA. RefSeq names its product general substrate transporter. Lineage: Eukaryota; Fungi; Ascomycota; Sordariomycetes; Sordariales; Chaetomiaceae. Gene Ontology annotation, biological process: transmembrane transport; carbohydrate transport. The coding region runs from base 1 to 1587 and encodes 528 amino acids. The transcript has 4 exons. Gene Ontology annotation, cellular component: membrane. Gene Ontology annotation, molecular function: carbohydrate:proton symporter activity. The record is from RefSeq and is a predicted model, not a curated record.